Symbiodinium natans is the source of this 2475-nucleotide messenger RNA. The record is from the annotation of a GenBank genome assembly. NCBI's taxonomy places the organism in Eukaryota, Dinophyceae, Suessiales, Symbiodiniaceae.
AUGGUACCUCAAAUAUCCCAAGACCCCAUGUAUGUCUGGUUCUGUCUGUAUAAGACUGUGCUCUGUUUGGGCACAUCGUUAGUCGCCAUGGCUUACAGCGAUGCAGGACCGUGCAGCUGUUGCAGCCAGGCACCUACAUGGUCCACGGCGAGCUCGCCUGCACAAAGGAAUGUUGCUGGAAACCAAUUCUCGAGACUCAAAGCUUUCUCAAUGGCAAGUCAGAGGACGGACGUUGCCAAAGCCUUGGCAAGGAGGCAAAGACGAGACUCCGAGUCAAGGCAGGGCGCGCCAAGAAAGGUGCUGCGUGCCGCCGCUCCGGAAGGACCUCCCCAUGGUCCAGCUAGACCUCGAUCUGCUUCCGUGAGUGCAGCCUUGGAGCGAGCACUGGCCUUUGGCGUGGAGCUGCCGCAGAGACCUUGCAGUCGCCCGUCGCCACGCAUCCGCGGCGCCGCAUACAUGCCCCCGCCAGUUGGGGAGCCCUGCAGGCCGUACCGCAAGGAGCCAGCCUGGGACCCUGAAGCCAAGGCCUUCCGGAUCUUCUGCGACUCCGUGGCUUCCCUGACCCGGCUCCCAGUGCCCAGCGAGCAGUACGAAGACCGAUGUCAGCGCCAGGCCAUUCGCUUUGUGCCCUUUGCGCUCUUUCCGUCCGCGAGUGCUUCGAGGACCUCGAGUGAGCUGAGGCCAGUUCCUAGCCAGGUUUCUAUUGAACUUGUGGGCGAUCUCGUGUACGUUGAAGGACAAGAGGAAGAUGGAGGGGGACAUUCAGACACAAAGAUGCUGAGCGGCCUCUUCCCAGCUAGUGCUUUUAACCUGUGCUCACAAGGCUGCUCUGACCCAAGGGCCAAGUUCCAUUCAGAUUUCAAGUCGACUUUGAUCGAUGCGCUGGUGCUGGCGCCAACCCGGGAGCUGGCGCGACAGAUCCAAUUAGAGGCGCUCCGCUUCGGGCGCUCCUCGGGCAUCCUUUGCUGCAACUGCACGGGCGGCGAGUCCAAGGGCGAGCAGCUCGAGUGGCUGAAGCGGGGCUGCCACAUUAUCGUGGCCACCCCGGGCCGCUUGAAUGAGGCCCCCUCCGCAGUUGUGGUGAGACUGCCCUACAAGGCGGCAGACUCUACUCUUCAGUGCAACGUGGCCAAAGGCCGGGGAGGGAGACACCGGACCUACACAGACGUCAGACACCCCAGGCAGCAGCAAAGUGGAGGGACCUGCCGGAGGCCUCUGGCACUUUUGUUGGCCGGGUGCGCCGCCGGCGAUUUCAUUGCCCGCGAGUUUGAAAUGGAUCUCAAGGAGAACAUCUCGAUCCCCAUCACUCCGGGGUUUACAGCCCUGUCGCCCUACCUGCCGGGCAAGCUUGUGGUGACUAGUUUCGAAGCCACACCCUUCGUGGGCAAGAACGGCGUCUUCCUCGUGGACGUCGGCGCACAUUCAGGGCCUGCUCAGGAGCUGCCCGGCAGCGGAAAGAUAAAUUGGCCGAACAGCAUCACCACUUUGAAUGCGAGCGUUUUUGGCUUCACGGCCGUUGCCGUUGGGAAUGGCUUCCUCGUGCCGACUCACACGACAGGUGGUGUCUACAUCCUAGAGGCGUCGACGCAGCCGACAACAUUAAAGGAACCUGUCAAGAUUUCAAAAGACUUGUCUGGACGACUGCCGGAUUCCGGCUGGUUCUACCAUCAGGCCCACUUCGUCGACAUGGAUGGAGAUGGAAGGCAGGACGUGCUCACCGCCCGGUGCGAGUAUGGCGUCUGGCCCUGGGACAAGAAGCAAGGGGAGCUGGUCUGGCUGAAGCAGCCGGCCAAGGAUGCAUUGAACGGGCAGCCCUGGGAAGAGCGUGAGCUUGGCCCCGGCCCAGACUUCCUCUUCUGCGUGCAUCCGAACAGCUCACGGCUUUCCCUGGUUGCCCCCGAGUUUGUUAGCGGCCGCGUGGUCUACUGGUACAUGCAGGAGGACGGCUCCAUGCGGAGUCGCCUGCUCGACGACACUAUUGGCCCUGGCUUUUCCUGCUCCUGGGUCGAUCUGAAUGCAGACGGGCACCUAGACUUGCUGGUAACAAACCAUGCGGCGGAGAAUGGCUCUGUCUUUGCCUAUUCCUUCAGUAGUGAGGACAUUGUCACCGCGGGGGUGUCUCGACAUGUCCUGGCAACAGGCUUCACACCUGCCAAGAUAGACAAGGGCAAGGCCUCCCCGGGGGAUGCCAUGGCUUUCCAGCCCCAAACCAACCUCACCGGCAAGCCGCACAUCUUCGUGUCUGGAGACAACUCCAACAGCAUCUUCCUUUUGACCCCUAAAUCGAAAGAUCCAGCGAAUUGGACCUACAUGCUAGAACAGGUGCAGGACUUUGGUGCAGAUAUCGGUCGACCGUCUAUCGGUGAUGUGGACGGCAAUGGUUUCGCAGACAUCUUCGUGCCUCUGUACGAUGCCAAGAAGAUCGUUCACUAUGAGUUUCGCCCGCGUGGCAGAGCGAUUGAGAUCCACGUCUAA